Molecule: messenger RNA, 957 nt
Organism: Colletotrichum fioriniae
Lineage: Eukaryota; Fungi; Ascomycota; Sordariomycetes; Glomerellales; Glomerellaceae
Source: RefSeq, a predicted model, not a curated record
AUGAGUCACUAUGAUGCUCAAUAUAUCGUGGGGAUCGUGUACACUGUUAUAAGCGCCCUGGCUGCUAUCGCGGGCUCCGCAUUUUUCGUUCUCCUUCUCCGAAAGACAUCGAAAAGCUAUCGUGAUCCCACUCGCCGAUGGGUGGCCAUCACCAAAGUUGCUCUGGGGCUCUGGUUAUUUUCCGAACUCUUUUAUGCAAUUCUCAACAUCAUCUCCCUCGCAUACGGAAGCACAUUCGAAUUCUACUCUUCAUUGGCCAAGUUCAUCUCGUACACCUCGUACAUCCUCUCUUGGUUCUUCGACGUCAGCCAGGCCUUGACUUUCUUGGCACUCUUCUACCUCGCCCGCGCAAUUACCCUCCUCCGCGUCGACGAGACCUCAAAACGGUACCGGAUAGGCAAAAUAGUCUCUCUGGGCGCCGUCGUCUUGAUCUCAGUGCUCAGCUUCGUGGCAAUGUGCCUCUGGAUUAGUACCAGGGAGGGUUACUAUUCUUGGGGCUUUGAUAGUGACAAUUACGAGAGGGUGAUGAUGAGAAGACAGGUGGCUCAGAUUUUCGAUCUCAUUUGUGGCAUUGUCAACCUCUUAUGCGCCAUUGGUGCCGUCACAUACAUUGCCCUGGUCCGCAAGAACGCCCUUGAGGGUCCUCUGCACAAGGCCUCGAACCUUGCGCUUGCAAUUAGCAUUUUGUGGCUGGUCCGCGCAGUCUGGUCUCUCUUUGCCCAGCUUUCCUCGAGAUACGGAUACUACUACUACAACUACGACACUUACACUUGGUUCAACGUUGUCUCGCUGGUCGUCGGCAUUUUGGGCAGCUUCGCCGUUUUCAUCAUGCUCUACUUCCUGGCCACUCAGGAUAAGUACGGCCUCAAUACGCGUGGGGAGCUGGUACAGCCCGCGAAGUUGAGGGACGAAGAGGCAUCGGGAGCCCACAUCACCACUGCCAAUAGCGUAUAUUGA